AGAAUCCAACUAAUAGCGAUGGAUACGGGAACGGAGUUUACUUCCGGCAGCCGUGCCGCCGCCGUCAGUUUAGAACAACAGAAUCAACCUAAAAGGCUAUGUCGUUCGAUCUUUGAAUUACCAUCGGAUUUCUUAGAUUCAUGCCGUCUUCUUGAACAUCCGUCAACCUCAUCAACCGCCUUCAUCCCUGAACUAGAAACUAAGGAAACUACUCUGCAAGAUGAAGAGUCGACGAAGGAUAAAAAUGUCAGUACGAGUGAGAGAUUGACGUGUAAUACUUGUAAAGCCAGUUUUGAGUCGCUUCAAGAUCAACGGUCUCACUUCAAGUCCGAUUUCCAUCGAUUCAAUGUAAAGCUCACGGUUGCUGGAAAGGAUACUGUGAAAGAGGAUGAUUUUGAUGAAUGGACAUCUGAUUCGUUAGUUAAAGAUUAUGACAUAUCAAGUAUAUCAGGCUCAGAAGAUGAAGAUGACAGAGAAUCUAGCCUCCACAAUGAUAUGAACAAGGGAUUGUUGGGAAGUACUAAAAGGAAACUUUUUGUACAUUUAGCAAAUGGAGAAAUAACUUCUUUCUGGAAGUGCUUGUUUCUAGAUGAUGCGGUGAAAAUUCUUUUUGAACAUGAUAAAUCUGGUACAAUGGCAGAUGGUGUUAUGCCUUUUGUAACAGAGAGGGAAGUGACUGAAAGACUGCGUAAUGUGAUCCAUGAACCCAGAGACAAUACCCAUUUUAGAGUGAUGUUGCUUGCCAGUGGCGGGCAUUUUGCUGGUUGUGUCUUUGAUGGAAACUCCGUUGUGGCCCACAAAACAUUCCACAGAUAUGUCAUAAGGGCCAAGGCUGGUAAAAAACAGUCAUCAAAAGAUGCUAGUGGCAAAAUUGCACAUUCUGCAGGAGCUUCAAUUCGUCGGCACAAUGAGCUAGCCUUAAAGAAGGAAAUUCGGGAAUUACUUGCUGCCUGGAAGCCUUAUUUUGAUGCUUCCUCUUGUAUUUUCGUUCAUGCUCCCUCAGACAACCGUCAACUGCUAUUUGAUGGUGAAACUCCAUGCUUCAGUUGUCAGAGAAGUACUAUCAGACGCAUCCCGUUGACUGUUCGGAGACCGACAUUCAAGGAAGCUCGGCGACUAUAUAACAUAUUGACACAAAUUUCCGUUGAACCAGAUGAAGAAAUAGUGCAUGUUAGUAAAGAAGAUUCGAGAACUACAGAUAGACAUGAGGGCUUGCCGGGUUCUAGCAAAAAGAAUUUGGGGGAUAAUUUGGAUACCAUGGAAGUUGCUGAAGCUAGUCUGAAGGAUUUGUCUGUAUCAAAUGGUAAGGAGAGUCAAGUCACUCUUAUGUUGACACCUCUACAUGAAGCAGCAAAGGCUGGGGAUGUAGAAAAAGUUCAUGAACUACUAGAACAAGGUUCAGAUCCUUGUGUCAUAGAUGAAAGGGGGAGGACCCCUUAUAUGCUUGCAACUGAAAAGGAAGUUAGAAACACAUUUAGACGUUUUAUGGCUUUGAACCUUGAUAAGUGGGAUUGGCAAGCUGCCAAAGUUCCCAGUCCAUUGACGAAAGAGAUGGAGGAAUCACAGAACGCUAAACAGGCAGAGAAAGAUGCUAAAAGGAAAGCAAGAGCAAAAGAACUGAAGAAGCUGCGGAAAGCUAGAGAAAAGAAGGCUCAGGCGGAGGCUGCCCAAUCACAGAAAUCUUCAUCAUCAACUCAAUUACAAUCCAGCAGACCGCAGAUGACUAGAGAGGAAGAACUAAAACGAGCCCAAGAUGAAGAGCGGGAGAAGAGAGCUGCUGCCGCUGAGCGUAGAAUUGCAGCCCUCCAAUCCUCAACUCCAGGUUCCGCUACAUCAUCCGACACCUUAUGUUCGUGUUGUCAAGCAUCGUUGGCUGGUAAAGUUCCGUUUCACAGGUAUAAUUAUAAAUACUGCAGCACAUCAUGCAUGCAUGUUCACAGAGAGAUCCUUGAGGAUGAAUGAAUAACAAAUUAACGUUAGCUUUUUCCGAUUUUACCGCCUUCCCUGUUUUCAAUUUCCGAUGAUUGAAUCGUAACAAUUGAUUUCUUCUGCUCGUUAAAUCUUAAUCCGAAAGUAGUCAUUUUCUGUUCCA
Molecule: messenger RNA, 2092 nt
Organism: Cynara cardunculus var. scolymus (artichoke)
Lineage: Eukaryota; Viridiplantae; Streptophyta; Magnoliopsida; Asterales; Asteraceae
Product: ankyrin repeat and zinc finger domain-containing protein 1
Exons: 7
Coding region: 19-1962 (647 amino acids)
Molecular function (GO): protein binding
Source: RefSeq, a predicted model, not a curated record